Molecule: messenger RNA, 1016 nt
Organism: Sphaeroforma arctica JP610
Lineage: Eukaryota; Ichthyosporea; Ichthyophonida
Exons: 8
Coding region: 37-891 (284 amino acids)
Biological process (GO): protein deubiquitination
Molecular function (GO): cysteine-type deubiquitinase activity
Source: RefSeq, a predicted model, not a curated record
AUACAGGUGUACGAUAAGGACUUAUUGCGCCGUGAAAUGGUUGGGGUUAUAGAUCUGCCUGUGGACAUGAGUGACUUACAGGAAUAUAAAGAAGAUUGGUACGACAUUCUUAAGGACAAGGAUGGCUCGAGCAAGGGAGAAGGUAAAAUACUGAUCGGAGUGCGCGUCACAGAUGGUCGCAGAAAGGUCACAAAGGACGGUGGUUUACCCACCGAAUACAUGAGCAUGGCCGACGAUGCCCAAAUUAUCAAGCGGUUAACUCAGCAGGUUGACCCCGUGAGUCUGUUUCUGGCCAUGCCACGCGUCAUGAUUGUCAUGAAGAGGAAGGCACAGAAAGCGAGAGAGGCGGUGGAGCUGCGCAAUUCGUCUGAUUAUAUCCCCAAAAAGGUUAAAAAUGAGAGUUCGGAGAGAAAACAAUUGAAUGAUCGGCUAGAGCUUCUAGGCCUUACCUUAAAGGAGAGUGAGGGAGAUGGCAACUGCCAAUUCCGGAGCUUUUCGUUCCAAUUGUACGGCACGCAGGAACAUUACAAAGAGAUACGUAAACUGAUCUGCCAGUGGAUGAGAGAUCACAGCGAGUCCUUCAGCUUUUACUUCAACGGAGAUGCGGAGUGGCAGUCGUAUCUCAAAACAAUGAGUCGAGACCGAGAAUGGGGAGAUGAGCUUACUCUCAAAGCUGCUUCUGAUGUGCUGGGUGCUAAUGUGCAUGUGGUGAGUUCCACCCUGACAAAUUGGUACUUGACCUACACGCCCGAUGCCCAGCCUCAGGAACAGCGGAAACAGAUAUUUCUGGCGUACUUGUCGCCGGUGCAUUACAACUCCAUAAUACUGAAUAAGGAUGCGGCCGCAUACUCCACACCCAAUACGUCAAAGGAGAACUUGAAGGAUGCGUAGCAUAUAGAUUGUAGGGUGGGGCAAAUGCGACCGAUACCUAGCAGUGAGGGUGGAUAGGCUGAUAUGUAAUGGUUCAAAUAGUUACUAGCCUGAUAAAAAUAAAGUGAGAGCCACUGAGGAUAGUC